Phasianus colchicus (ring-necked pheasant) is the source of this 852-nucleotide messenger RNA. The record is from RefSeq and is a predicted model, not a curated record. NCBI's taxonomy places the organism in Eukaryota, Metazoa, Chordata, Aves, Galliformes, Phasianidae.
AUGCGCGCAUGCGCGCUCCCUCAGGACGCAUGCACUUCUCUUGCUGGAUCCUUCCUUACAGCAGAUGGGAGUGCUCCAGGUAGGGAACCUGACUCUGGAGAGAAAAAAGAUCUGGGAAAACCUCCAAAGCCAACUGACCUUGCUGCUGUUAGCCAGGAGAAUGUUACUCCUGAAGCAGCUGCAGGAAAAUCAUCUCGUGAGAGCCCAAGCCCUCUGAAAAGCCCAAACACCAACAGUUCUCAGAGCAAACGCCGCUCUUGGCGUCGGUCAAGCCUGAAGGGGACAAAACGUCGGAAAUCUCUGCCUCCUUUUCAUGAGGAUGUUACUGCAUUGAGCCAAGCUAUUAGCCUGGACCUGCCAGAAACAGAUCGCCUUUCUAUGCUGCUCUUAUCCAGCUUCCAGUUCUCUGCACAGAAACUCGAGCACAUCUUGGAGCAGACAGAGGGCUUCAGUCCCGAGGCCUUCAAAGCCAAAGUGAGCUCAGUUUCAGAAGACCUGAAGAGAUACAUAGAGAAACUGAAGCUGGAUGGAACCCUGCAGAGCUGCAUCGAGAAAGCUGAAGGGGAUUCGUCGGACUCUGUUUCAGAUGAAUCAGUGUGCAAAGCAAAGGAGUGCAUUACCAGGUUUUCAGCUGAAUGCCAGGCGUGGGAUGAGCUCCUGCAGCGCUACCAGAAGGAUGCAGAGGAAACAUCCAGGCAGCUGGAGGAGUGCAGGAGCAGACAGGGCCGGGAGGAGCCUCCCAAUUACCUGCAGACAUCGCAGGCCGAGGUGCUCAGCACCAAACCCAAUUACCAGAGGAUCCUGGAUGAGCAGGGAGAGGUGCUGAACUGCAUGGAGCUGGUGGGGGAGUGA